AAUUUCUUAGGUCUCUACAGUCUCUAGCCCUAACGCCUAUUCGCUUACGUUCAACGUCACGACGUGUGCCUCGACUCGCAUACGUCAAUACGUUCAACGUAAGGGGAUGCUCCCAUCUGUUGAUAGGUUUUGGUACUAGUCGGUCGCCUUCGCUAACUGGUUAGCUGUCUUUGAGGAAUUGUAGUUUAGUUAGGAUCAUAUAUUAUAUAUAUUUAAACAUAUAUAUAUAUAUAUAUAUUAAUAUAUUGAUACAAGUUAACGUUACAAUGAACCACAGGCGCAAUCCUAAAUACUUCGAAGUGAAGCCACCCAGAGGAGCUGUCCCACGACAUCCACCACGACAGGGAGGACUAUGCUUUAGGUCUGCUGCAACAAGCGUGAUCAGUGUACCAACCAGCGCACCUAAAAUACCAUCUACAACACAGCCAGCUCCUAAACAUACAGCCUCUUCUGGAGGACAGUGGAGGUCUCCCUGGGCCUCUACGUUCAAACCCACCGAUGGAUCCAGUCCUCAGGAGAACACGUCUCAGGAUCACAGCACAAGCAAUGCAGAGGAGGUGGACCUCUACGACCCUUACGACCCGCUCUCGUCAGAGUCUGAGUCUGAGUUGGCGCAGAGGAAGCGGUACGACCGCAACAGUCCCAAGAGAGACGUCGACCACCGGAGUCACUGGGAGAUGGCCCAACCAAAGGAGACGGGCGCCCAGAGGUGGGACCGAGGUGCAGAGCGGCAGGAGUGCGGUGCAGAGAGGCGGGACCGAAGCGCAGAGAGGCGGGACCGAAGCGCAGAGAGGCGGGACCGAAGCGCAGAGAGGCGGGACAGAGACCCAGACGCCAGACUGCCAAAUCAUGGCAGUCUCAGUCCAAGUGGUAGCCAACAUCGCCGGGCUUCUAGCACUGGUGUUCCCAGGACCUAUGACCAGAUCUGUUACGACCCUGUGAGGCCCAAUGAGAGAUCCAGUCCUGAGGAACACAGUCUCAGGGAAGAGCGAGUCCCAGAAUUUGCCACAAAUGUUGGGUUAUCCACGCCAAACUUCCCCGCAGACGAUCAGCUUCAGAAAGGAUACUGUGAAACCGGAGGGUCAUCGGCGAACAUGGCAUCUCCCCGAGAGAUUGCCAUGAGCAGCAGAGCAAUCACAGUGAAGGACGUGGAACAACAAAGCGCCUUUACCUGUGAGCUGUGUGAGGAGGAAUGUGCCGGACUGGAGGGGCUGCAAGAGCACCUGGAGAGCAGGGGCCACUGGAACACCAUGGAGCACAUUCAGCAGCUGAACCACUACGACGACCUGACCAUGGCCUUCCUACAGGAGGUCAUGAUGUUCAAAGUGAGACGGUGUUGCAGUGCUAUGGUGGAUCAGGACAUCGAAGCGUUGAAGGAGACUGAUCACAUGAGCAGGGUGGAUGUGCUCCACUGUGCUGUGUGUAGUGUCUACAUCUCCACCUCGGCGACCUCCGUGAAGAACCAUGUCGCCUCUAUGGAACACCUCCAUAACAAAAAGUCAUUUUCCUACCGGCAGAAACAGGAAUGUCUUGACAAGGCUGCAGUUAUGAUCACCCUAUUAAAACCCCAGUUUGAACAGUACCGUCAGGGUGGCAAUCCGUUUGAAUGACUGGAUCAUCCUAUGGCCUGGAGGAAGCUCAAGCCAUAAUGCUGUUUGCUACAUACAGCUAAGGACAAUACAUAUGUAGCGCUUUCCUUUUAAACUCAGAAUACAAUCUAUGGCAUUGAUACCAGAUAUGUCCACUGCCAAGAAGGACGCUUUGAGACAAGGUGAUACUCAUGACUUGGGUUUGACGGGUUCCGUCUUUUCAAACUUGCCUGGAGUGUCAAAUUCAACUGUGAAUUUGGACACAGUUGAAUGCGUCAGAGGCUGUUCCACGUCAAUACCUUACUUUCCUGUAUGUGUUUAUAUUAUUUUCCCAAUCCGUAUCCUAGGCGGUUUGCCAAAAUAAAUCUUCUUUUAAAUAAAUUACAUGAACCUAA
This is a messenger RNA of Gadus macrocephalus (Pacific cod), 1984 nucleotides long. RefSeq lists its product as uncharacterized. The record is from RefSeq and is a predicted model, not a curated record. The transcript is spliced from 11 exons. Bases 267 to 1610 code for a protein of 447 amino acids. Lineage: Eukaryota; Metazoa; Chordata; Actinopteri; Gadiformes; Gadidae. Gene Ontology annotation, molecular function: DNA binding. Gene Ontology annotation, cellular component: nucleus.